Molecule: messenger RNA, 4290 nt
Organism: Chinchilla lanigera (long-tailed chinchilla)
Lineage: Eukaryota; Metazoa; Chordata; Mammalia; Rodentia; Chinchillidae
Gene: Exoc4
Product: exocyst complex component 4
Exons: 18
Coding region: 50-2974 (974 amino acids)
Biological process (GO): chemical synaptic transmission; Golgi to plasma membrane transport; exocytosis
Cellular component (GO): synapse; exocyst; growth cone membrane
Source: RefSeq, a predicted model, not a curated record
CGUUCGCCUCGCUUCUGUCAAGCCCACCGGCUCGCUCCUCCGUGCCAAGAUGGCGGCAGAAGCAGCUGGUGGGAAAUACAGGAGCACAGUCAACAAAAGCAAAGACCCCUCGGGGCUGCUCAUCUCUGUGAUCAGGACUCUGUCUACUAGUGAUGAUGUGGAAGACAGAGAGAAUGAGAAGGGCCGCCUUGAGGAAGCCUAUGAGAAGUGUGACCGUGACCUGGAUGAGCUUAUAGUGCAGCACUACACAGAGCUGACAACAGCCAUUCGCACCUACCAGAGCAUCACCGAGCGCAUCACUAACUCCCGGAACAAAAUAAAGCAGGUAAAAGAAAAUCUGCUCUCAUGCAAGAUGUUGUUGCACUGCAAACGGGAUGAACUUCGGAAACUGUGGAUUGAAGGAAUUGAACAUAAGCACGUCCUGAACCUGCUAGAUGAAAUUGAGAACAUCAAACAAGUACCUCAAAAACUGGAACAGUGCAUGGCCAGCAAGCACUAUCUCAGUGCCACUGAUAUGCUGGUGUCAGCUGUAGAGUCUUUGGAGGGUCCCCUGCUCCAGGUGGAAGGAUUGAGUGACCUCAGGCUAGAGCUUCACAGCAAGAAGAUGAACCUCCACCUGGUUCUCAUAGAUGAACUGCACCGGCACUUGUACAUCAAAUCCACUAGCCGAGUUGUGCAGAAUAACAAGGAAAAAGGGAAAAUGAGCUCCCAUGUGAAGGAUACCUCUCCUGGCCCUCUGAUUGAUGUUACAAAUCUCCCUACUCCACGAAAAUUCCUAGAUGCUGCUCAGUAUUCUGCUGGAAGCUCAGUUGUGAGGGACAUAAACCUGCAGGACAUCAAGGAGGAUUUGGAAUUGGACCCAGAGGAGAACAGCACCCUUUUCAUGGGCAUCCUUAUCAAGGGGCUGGCCAAACUGAAGAAGAUCCCCGAGACAGUUAAGGCAAUCAAGGAGCGCUUGGAACAGGAGCUGAAGCAGAUUGUGAAGAGGUCCACCACACAGGUGGCAGAUAGCGGCUAUCAGCGGGUAGAGAACCUCACUGUGGAGAACCAACCAAGGUUACUUCUAGAGCUGCUGGAGCUACUGUUUGACAAGUUUAAUGCUGUAGCCACUGCUCACUCUGUGGUCCUGGGAUACCUUCAGGAUGCCGUUGGGAUUCCGCUGACUCAGCAAGAAGAGAUCAAAUUGUAUGAUAUGGCAGAUGUAUGGGUAAAGAUCCAAGAUGUGUUGCAGAUGCUGUUGACUGAAUAUUUGGACAUGAAAAAUACUCGUACAGCCUCAGAACCAUCAGCUCAACUCAGCUAUGCUAGUACUGGACGAGAGUUUGCAGCCUUUUUUGCCAAAAAGAAACCCCAAAGGCCAAAAAAUUCUCUUUUUAAAUUUGAAUCAUCCUCCCAUGCUAUCAGUAUGAGUGCUUACUUGCGAGAACAGAGAAGGGAGCUCUAUAGUCGGAGUGGAGAACUUCAAGGGGGUCCUGAUGACAACUUAAUUGAAGGUGGAGGAACAAAAUUUGUCUGCAAACCUGGAGCCAGAAACAUUACUGUCAUAUUUCACCCAUUACUAAGGUUUAUUCAAGAGAUUGAGCACGCCCUGGGACUUGGCCCAGCCAAGCAGUGUCCUCUUCGAGAGUUUCUCACCGUGUACAUCAAAAACAUCUUCCUCAAUCAGGUCUUGGCUGAGAUCAACAAGGAGAUUGAAGGCGUCACUAAAACGUCUGACCCCUUGAAGAUCCUGGCUAAUGCAGACACCAUGAAAGUGCUGGGGGUGCAGCGGCCUCUCCUGCAGAGCACGAUCAUUGUGGAGAAGACAGUGCAAGACCUCAUGAACCUGAUGCAUGACCUGAGUGCAUAUUCUGAUCAGUUCCUCAACAUGGUGUGUGUGAAGCUCCAGGAAUAUAAGGACACCUGCUCUGCAGCCUACAGGGGCAUUGUGCAGUCAGAAGAAAAACUUGUCAUCAGUGCAUCUUGGGCAAAAGAUGACGAUAUCAGCAGACUCUUGAAAUCAUUACCUAACUGGAUUAAUAUGGCUCAGCCCAAACAGCUAAGGCCUAAGAGAGAAGAAGAAGAAGAUUUCAUAAGGGCAGCCUUUGGCAAGGAGUCUGAAGUUCUAAUUGGAAACCUGGGUGAUAAAUUAAUCCCUCCACAAGACAUCCUCCGUGACGUCAGUGACCUCAAAGCCUUGGCUAACAUGCAUGAAAGCCUGGAAUGGUUGGCAGGCCGAACAAAGUCAGCUUUCUCCAACCUUUCUACAUCUCAGAUGCUCUCUCCUGCUCAAGAAGGCCACGUGAACAUGGACCUGCCCCCUGUCUCCGAGCAGAUCAUGCAGACUCUGAGUGAACUUGCCAAGUCUUUCCAGGACAUGGCCGACCGCUGCUUGCUGGUCUUGCAUCUGGAAGUGAGAGUUCACUGUUUCCACUAUCUCAUUCCUCUAGCAAAGGAGGGGAACUAUGCCAUUGUUGCCAAUGUGGAGAGCAUGGAUUAUGACCCUCUGGUGGUCAAGCUCAACAAAGAUAUCAGUGCCAUUGAAGAGGCUAUGAGUGCCAGCCUUCAGCAACACAAGUUUCAGUAUAUCUUUGAAGGCCUGGGACACCUCAUCUCCUGUAUCCUCAUUAACGGUGCCCAGUACUUCAGACGCAUCAGUGAGUCUGGCAUCAAGAAAAUGUGUAGAAACAUCUUUGUUCUUCAGCAGAAUUUGACCAACAUCACCAUGUCACGGGAGGCAGACCUGGACUUUGCACGGCAGUACUACGAGAUGCUGUACAACACGGCCGAUGAGCUCCUGAACCUGGUGGUGGACCAGGGCGUGAAGUACACAGAGCUAGAAUACAUCCACGCCCUGACGCUGCUGCACCGAAGCCAGACGGGGGUGGGGGACCAGACCACGCAGAACACGAGGCUGCAGAGGCUCAAGGAGAUCAUCUGCGAGCAGGCGGCCAUCAAGCAGGCCACCAAGGAUAAGAAAAUAACUACCGUUUAAUGGGUGCGCUGCAGUAGGGUGGGGGUUGCUUUUGUUUUUUCAGGCUCGCUUUAUUUGGUGUGUUAUUUAGUGUCUCCCAAGGUUAGUUGUGUCUGUGCUGAUGCUUUAGUGGAAAGAAAGUGUAAGGAUUAUUUCCUCUUCAGUUUUGGCUUUUGUUAAAAGCUCUGAAAGAAGUUUGCAGUACAGAAUUUUUUGGUAUAACAACUACUUCAGUCCAGUUGAUUCCAAGAAGUCUGGGGCGGGCUGGGGAUUUAGCUCAGCGGCAAAAAGCGCCUGCCUGGCAAGCGCAAGGUCGUGAGUUCGGUUCCCGGUACCGGAGAAAAAAAAAAAAAAAAACAAGAAGUCUGGGGCAGGGCAGGCAAGGAAGGUACAUUAAGCUAUUACGCUCUGAAAAGCAAAUGAAUGAAUAACUAAUAUUUUAUUUAUUCCCAGCAUACAUAAAAUUCCAGCUUUGAAAGCAGACUGCCAGCUAAGUUUUCGGCCGUUCUUAAAGCCACUUAAUAGUCUUCUGUUACAUGAACAGCAGGGUUUUUACUCUCCUGACCUCGCUGGUUUACAGUCUAAUGAAAUAAGUGUAUGUACAUUGUUUCCUGUCACUUUUGCCAAAAUCACAUAAAUGGCUUCUCAGCUGGCUGUGGCCUUCAACAAAUUUCCCUAACCAAAACAAGAACUCUUCAGAGUUAGAGGGGAAGAAUGUCGUUUAUCUCAACCCCUUGGGGAAUUUAUAUGCUGCAGCUUGUACACAGGCUGUUGCUUGGUUUAUUGCCUUUUUAUUCUGGCUGUUUCAAAACCAAGAGCCAUAAAUUAGUGACAAACAUGGAAGAAGGAAAGGUGAUCCAACCCUCUCUGCUUAAUUUCCCACUCUGGUUUCCAAGGAAAUAAUGGUUAGCGAUCACUCAAAACCUUGUGUGCAGUAAAUGAUUCUGAGGUGCUUACUUACCUUCCCAUGAGCAUCUGAGUCUUGCUCACCUCAGAAAGUAGCCUAGGUCUGCUUAGCUGAGGGCAAGGAUGAUGGACAGCCGUGACGUCUCCUCUGCGGGGCCGCCAGCUCAGCCUGUUUCUGAGCUGCUUUUCUGUUGUGCGGACGCUCACUGUGUCCCUGGAGCGCUGGACCUCACCGCUGUCCCAGGCCCCAAGUCUUCUUGCUGUGCCUCAUCACAGGGCACAAGAGGCAGCAGUGCAUUGAUCAGGAAGCGUCUUGAACACACCCGGAAAGGCGAGCAAGAAGGCCUGUGACCAGGUCUUGUACCUAUUUGUAGCAACUUUGGUUCUGAUGAGAUAAACAGAAAAUUAAAAACUGUCUUGAGAAUCUUAAA